AUAGAGCCUAAGUCAGAGUUUAUAUCUUGUAGUGGGAUGUUUUCAGUAUAAAUUAAGGCUCAGUUGAAAGAAAGUUUCAUUCUACUCUCAAAAUUGAAGUCUUUGGUUUUGGAUACUGAAGAAAGUUACAAGAUAUGAAGCUCAGUAGUUCUCUACUUCUUCUAGCACUUUUAUGUGCAUCCCUUUUUCUUGCUUCAACUUUAGCAGCUGAUGAGAAAUCUCAAAAUGAGAAAAAAGCAGCAAAUGAAGGCCAAUCAACUGUUCAAUUAGAUGCCGCAAAACAAGGCCAAGGCGGCUAUGGAGGCGGAGGUCAUGGCGGCUAUGGAGGCGGUGGUCAUGGAGGUGGUGGUCAUGGAGGCGGCGGCUAUGGAGGUGGCGGUCAUGGAGGCGGUGGUCAUGGAGGCGGUGGCUAUGGCGGUAGUGGCCAUGGCGGAGGAUGCAGAUACGGGUGCUGCGGCGGAUAUGGGAGAGGAGGAGGCUGCAGGUGUUGCUCUACUGCUCAAGAAGCUCUGGCCUACAUGCAAAAAGAAGCCAAUCGCCCAUAAAUGAAGAACCUAAACAACUUAAUUCUAAGUGCUUUUGUAAUAAGUCCAAAUAAAACUACGUACGUUUCUUGAUUUCUAGCUUUUAGCGUAAUGCAGUUGCAUGCAUGUGUACUGGAAAUGAUAUAGUAGCAAAUAUGCAAUAAGUAUCAGUAUUUUAUUCUCUCCA
This is a messenger RNA of Nicotiana tabacum (common tobacco), 711 nucleotides long. RefSeq lists its product as uncharacterized. Lineage: Eukaryota; Viridiplantae; Streptophyta; Magnoliopsida; Solanales; Solanaceae. The record is from RefSeq and is a predicted model, not a curated record.